AAUAAUAAAACAAAUACAGGUACACAAUGUAUAUGUACAUGUAGUAGAAGACAGGGAAAAGUUUCGUUGUACAGCUAUUAUGGCUCAAGGUUUUCUCCAAAAUUCAGAAUAUGUUUGCGUUGGGACUCCAGAAGAGAAUGUCCUUGAGACCUACUUCGUGAUGCUCUCGUGCUUCAACUUUGAUCGUGCAAAAGACCAAUGUGAACGAGAGCGAGACAUUAAGAGUGCCGGAGGGGGUGGGGUCACCUGGUGUGAUUUUAUGAACCUUCUCUCUCGACUCUCUACAGCUGAAACCAGCUAUUUUUCAAUGCAAUUUAAUGGUCGCUCAUUUUUUAAAAAGCAACUGUCAGUAGUAUACGAUGGCCUCCUUCAUGAAUUCAAGAAGGUUCACGAGGUUUAUCAUCACAGAAGAGGAGGAACGGACUUCUCUUGGGAAAGGAAACUGGCCGAGCUCCUUACAUCAGUAAUGGAGUUUGUAGCAGCAAGAAGAGAUAUGAUCGGCUUCUAUCAGAUAUUGAAUACUCUUCAUAGUUGCCCCGGCGACUGUAUCCGUAGCAACCAGACUCUGAGGGAUAUAAGGGAGAGGCACAGUGAGUGCUUUCAACACGUCUUCCUGAAACCAUUGAAGCAAUCCUUCUGGUCAGAGGUAGAGGUACUUUCAUUAUUAUUAAAGGCACAGAUAAGUUUAUCAGAUUGGCAGUACUUGCCAUCACUAAUAUCACUACAAUCAGCUCAAACAAAGCUUAGCCUAUGGCAUGGGCUCCAUCCUCCAGGACUUAACACGCAAACCACUUCCCCUCGCUCUAUGCGGUCGUCUUCUAAUGCUUCUUCUUGUUUGAGCUCUUACCCGCCUCUCUACAAGUGGCUCUGCACCUUUCACAAUGUACUCAUGGCAAAGUUCACCACUUAUUUUUACAAGAAUCUUCAUUCCGGAGGUUUUCUAAAUGACUCGAAAAUCAUAUCUCACAAAUUCCAAGACGACUUCUUGAACUUGUUCUCUGUCCUCUUGAAACAGGCUCCGCCCAAUUCCUGCGUCUGUUUGGUAUUUGAUAGCAAUGGACUUGCUGGUUAUAAAGGUCCCCAGUAUGAAACUCCGUCGGCCGAGUCUCCCUCGCUCUCUGGCCUCAAUUCUUAUCCGAUUAUGAUGUCAAUACCUCAGGACUACGAGUUCUUAUCUCACAGAGCUAACAUUGUUAGCAUGAUCAUGAAUCAGAAAUCAGCUUCGAACACGACCAGUAUCAUAUCAACUCAGCUCGACACGAAACUAAGCUGCACCUACCAUCUAGCACAAAUUGAAGAGCGCGUCACAAUGGUGACAAUUGUGACCACAAUGCGUGGUAAGGGGUACGAAGUGUUGAUAAAAAAGCUGACUGAUGUCGUAAGUCAACUUAGAUUACAACAUCUAGUACAGGCACUAUCAGUGGCUUCAAGCAAGAGAGAAUAAAGAAUAUAAUCAUGUGAUUAUUGUUGCUAUAAUUAUUAUGUCAUGUGACUGUUUUAUUGAGAUAUCAAAUCCAAGAUUUAUAAUAAUUAUAA
This is a messenger RNA of Amphimedon queenslandica, 1536 nucleotides long. Its product is annotated as UPF0536 protein C12orf66-like. Bases 80 to 1444 code for a protein of 454 amino acids. The transcript is spliced from 12 exons. Lineage: Eukaryota; Metazoa; Porifera; Demospongiae; Haplosclerida; Niphatidae. Gene Ontology annotation, cellular component: KICSTOR complex. The record is from RefSeq and is a predicted model, not a curated record. Gene Ontology annotation, biological process: cellular response to amino acid starvation; negative regulation of TORC1 signaling; cellular response to glucose starvation.